AAAAAACAAAAAAUCCCAGCUCCAGCAAACCCUAACCUUCUUGAUGGCCCAUUUAGGUGCUCAAUCGAACUCAAAAUGUACGGAACAUUUUUGGGCCAAAGACAGGCUUUGCAAUCUACCGGACUCUCUCCUUUGUCACAUUCUUUCUUUCCUUUCGACCGACGUUGUCACAAGCAUUUUGUCGAGUAGGUGGAAGACCCUCUGGACUCUCGUCCCAAAAAUCGAUUUCCAAGAUACAUCCAUCAGGGGCCGCAGUGUUUCGCCUCUACGCAUACUCUACAGUGUUUUAGCUCAACACACAGCACCCAUCCUCUCAAAUUUCACCCUCUCAUGGCGUUCUCCUUGUGACUCCUCUCAUUUUGACAAUUGGGUCGACAUCGCCAUAUUGCGUAAUGUCCAAACACUCGAUCUCCAUUUUGAGUGUGGACAACUUUUCGAGUUGCCCCAUACCGUUUUUCAUUGCAAAACAUUAGUGGGUCUGGAAUUAUAUGGCGAAAUUGAGCUCGAUCUUCCUCCUUCCUUUCAACUCCCAAGCCUCAAGAUUCUGCGUCUCUACGAAAUUUGUUAUACUUCCGACUACUCUUUCUCGAGCCUCUGCUCCGCCUGCCCGAACCUCGAAGAUUUGACGGUGAUAUACGAGUUUAUAGUCGGUAAUGUCAAUAUUGUUAGUUUUAAAAUAAGCUUACCCUUUUUGAAUCGUUUACGUAUCGACUUCAUAUCAUUUGAUACCGAACCUCCUGAUUACAAACUUGAAAUAUACGCCCCAAUUCUCGAGCGCUUUUGCUUAUUUGGUUAUUUGUCAAACAUGGUUUUCCUUGAAAAACUAGCCCACUUAAUUGAAGUCCAUUUCGUUGUUUGUGGACUAGGCCAUGUAUUUGAGAUGUGUUAUUCAGAUAAGGUAUUCAAGAUUGUAAGAGCACUAAAUAGCUCUAAAUUCCUCGAACUAUUUCCUGGUGAUGUAGAGUGCAUCGGCUUUGGUUACAUAUAUCCUUCCAUGUUCCAAAAUUUGGUCCGGUUGAACUUUAAAGUUACUCAAUCGAAUUGGCACGUGCUACAAUCCUUGCUUGUAGUGGCUCCUAAUUUAGAAGUUCUUGUUCUUGAUAAGCAUUAUUAUCGUAAAAAUCAGUUAUGCUGGAUGGAGCCACCGGAUGGUUCCGGUUGUUUGUCAUCGCGACUGACAACUUUUAAUUUUAAUGGAUAUGAAGAAUUGGGACAUGAAGCUGAAUUCAUAAAAUAUAUUCUAAAGGAGGCAAUGAUCUUGAACACAAUCACAAUUAAAGUUUCUGCUCUACAUUCGAAGGAAAGUGUUCUCAAGAAAUUAUCAAUGUUCCCAAGGCACUCAACAACAUGUCUACUUACAGUUGAAAUAGACGACUCUUUGGAGUAAUUGGUGGCAGCUUCUUUUGACAUAGCAACUUCUUUAUAUGGCUUGACAAUGUGCUUGACUAGGGCCCUAUGCACCCCAAAGGAGUUAGAUAUAGUAGUAUGCACUUCUUUGUGUAGAUGAAGUGGUAUAGUAAGAUUGCAAGGUUAAAUCUUUUUGGGAGCUUCUGCUUUAUUACUGCUUGUAUUUAUUAAAUCCUUGCAAGCCCUUUGUUUAUUAAUGAACUAGAUUCUUGUGGGAAAAAGUACUUGGUGAUCCAUGUUUAGUUCAUGAAUUCAUGUAUAUUGAUGGUAUUUAUUAGUCAAUUCCAAGUGGUAGCACAAUAGGCUAGGGAUGCCUCAUAAAGUAGAGGUCACUAGUUUGAAUUUCCUCUUCCCCCUCCCCUGGGGCCAAAACUCACUUAUCAAAAAAAACAAAAAAGAUGGGUAUUUAGUAGUGGUAAGGACCUCUUUUUGGGCUGUUUAACACCUGUAUCUUAAAUGUGAUUGUAUAUUGACUAGGAAACUUCUAGACCCAAA
Molecule: messenger RNA, 1902 nt
Organism: Quercus robur (English oak)
Lineage: Eukaryota; Viridiplantae; Streptophyta; Magnoliopsida; Fagales; Fagaceae
Product: FBD-associated F-box protein At3g52670-like
Exons: 4
Coding region: 44-1387 (447 amino acids)
Molecular function (GO): protein binding
Source: RefSeq, a predicted model, not a curated record